This is a messenger RNA of Camelina sativa (false flax), 646 nucleotides long. The record is from RefSeq and is a predicted model, not a curated record. Lineage: Eukaryota; Viridiplantae; Streptophyta; Magnoliopsida; Brassicales; Brassicaceae.
AAAUUUUGUGAUCAUCAGACUUUUUGUGUAAAUUCGAUUUCGGGGGAGUCUGGGUUAUAUACAAUGAAUGGGUUCCCCUUUUGAUCAAUUUCUGUUUUUGGAAAUUCUUCAGGAGGAAGGGGAUUGUGUUUGUGAAAGGAGUGCCUCGUUUGAAUCAUCGAGCUCUGUUUUCCUUCUUGCCCGAGGAAGCUUUAGGGCUUUUUCGGUGGAUCAAGAGGGGAAGGGAGGGUUUACACGUAGUAAAUUGAUUCAUCAGGACUUUUGAUUGAUCGUUUUUUUUUUUUUUGACGAGAAUCUGACAGUAGAGGCAAUGAGCUCAGUCUCGGGUGUGAUCUCGAGGCAAGUUUUGCCUGUCUGUGGUAGCCUUUGCAUUCUUUGCCCUGCCCUCCGUGCAAGGUCUAGACAGCCUGUCAAGAGGUACAAGAAGCUCAUUGCUGAUAUCUUCCCUCGUAAUCAGGAGGAGGGCCCAAAUGACCGGAAGAUAGGAAAACUAUGUGAAUAUGCAGCAAAGAAUGCUGUGCGUAUGCCAAAGAUAUCAGAUUCUCUGGAACAAAGAUGUUACAAGGAAUUGAGGAAUGAGAAUUUUNCAUCAGACUUUUUGUGUAAAUUCGAUUUCGGGGGAGUCUGGGCUUCUGGUCACUUGUAA